Tribolium madens (black flour beetle) is the source of this 1723-nucleotide messenger RNA. RefSeq names its product potassium/sodium hyperpolarization-activated cyclic nucleotide-gated channel 1-like. The transcript is spliced from 4 exons. Bases 55 to 1686 code for a protein of 543 amino acids. NCBI's taxonomy places the organism in Eukaryota, Metazoa, Arthropoda, Insecta, Coleoptera, Tenebrionidae. The record is from RefSeq and is a predicted model, not a curated record.
UAUGUUUGACAAAAUAUUUGUCAAAUUGUUUCAAGUUUUUCGCAUUUAUUUAGAAUGACUACACACUCUCAUAAAGUUCGCCGCGUGCAAGGCCACGAAUGCAGUCUUCCUCAAGAAGACGAACUAAUCACACUUUACAUAAACGGAGGUUUGUUUGUAGAAUUUCGUCGAAAAUUCCGCCAGUAUCUAAUGGUCAGCGCUGCAAAUCCCGAGAGCAAAAGCGUUCUAAAAUCCACUGCUCAAAUUCGGCUUGAAGAAUCCAGACAUCUCCGAAAGUAUUACCAUAUGAUCCAUCCGUUUAGUGAAGCGAGAAUGACGUGGGAAAUGAUAAUGAUCGUUGUCUACACUAGUCUUCUAAUACUUAUGCCACUGGAAAUGGGGACUCCGAUUACUCAACCAUUGGUUCUCUAUUCGAAAUUCUUCUUGGAUUUAAUUUCACUUAUGGACAUCGCCUUGUUUUUUUGUACUGGAUAUUUCGAUGCCAGAAAACACAAGAUAAUAUUGAAACCUACGAGUAUUUUAAAGCAUUAUGUCUUUCCAUUUUUUUUCUUGGACUUGAUCUCGUCUUUACCUUACAACAUGUAUAUUAUGCAGACGGAAAAUCACGACUUGAAAUGGAUGAAAUAUUUUUAUUUAGUUAAGUUGACACGUUUACCAACUCUGAGCAAAUAUAUAAGGAAAUUUUGCAUUAGAAUGGAAUUAUAUAGUUAUAAAUUGUCCACAGUCAAUUUUGCAUUAUGGUUUUUUACUGCAAUUUGGUGGGCUACAGCGAUCACUUUGAUUGUAUACGCCACAGUAGAAAAUUUUUCCCUGCAGUAUUAUAUCGAAAAUCCAGAUAUUUUUAAUCCAACUUUGGAAUCAUGUUACCAAGUUGUUAGAGCGUUUAUGUUGGUGGCAAUGAGCAGGAUACAGUCUGAUAAACCUCUUUCAAUGAUUUUUAAUAUAAUAUGUGUUUUAAUUGGGAGUGUAUUAAAUAUGGUUAUUUUAGCUCAAGUUAUGCAAAUUUAUAAACGUCAUUCAAGCUCUAGAAACAAAUAUGACAAUUUGAUCCAAGAAAUUGCAGAAUAUAUGAACUACAAAGAACUACCACCGCCUAUAAAAAAGAGAGUUUUUCGCUAUGUCGAAUUUAAAUUUCAAAAAAAUAUUUUCAAAGAAGCUGACAUUCUGAACACUUUAUCGAAAAUUCUCAAACAGGAUAUUUUGCUACACAAUUGUAAGAAAAUGGUGGAGAAAGUUGAUUUUUUUAAAGGAUUACCAGGCUCUUUAAUUUUGCGUUUGGUAACAAAGCUACGUUCGGAAAUUUAUUUACCAAACGAUCUUAUUGUCCAAGCUGGUAUUCCAGGAAAUGCAAUGUAUUUUAUUUACGUUGGUUCGGUAGCUGUCUACACCAUCAACAAUCAAGAAAUCUGCCAUUUGGAGGAUGGAAGUUACUUUGGUGAAAUUUCUUUAGUUAUUAAUGAACCUCGAGUGGCUAGCGUCAUCGCUAUAACAAAUUGUGAAGUGUUUAGACUCAGUCGCAAAGACUUUAUGGAAGUAAUGGAACCCUACCCUAAUUUAACGGGCAAAAUACGCGAGAAAGCUUUAAGCAGAUUGAAGAAAACAAGACAAAUGACAGACGACUACCAGGAAAAAACAAAAUCUCAUAAGAUUUCAGUUGCUUUUGAUGAGUCAACCGUCCUUGGUUAAGUUGCGUUAUUUAAAACUUUGUUUAAUAAAACAUUAA